This is a messenger RNA of Ectocarpus siliculosus, 235 nucleotides long. Lineage: Eukaryota; Phaeophyceae; Ectocarpales; Ectocarpaceae. The record is from the annotation of a GenBank genome assembly.
AUGCAGCAGCAGAAAAAACGCCUGAACAGAGGCUACCUCACACCUCUGGUGCUCAACCGGUUAAAACCCGAAACUCAAGCCUCCAUCCAACCUCCACUGCUGUUACAGAUACCAAUGCGGUCUGGCGAACUGCAAACGACGCCAUCGCUGUAAGCUAACCCGAACAGAAACUGCUGGUAUCAGAUGAAGCAAAACCUAAAGGAAUAUUUUCUUUCCUCAACUCUCGGAAUAACUU